This is a messenger RNA of Drosophila obscura, 833 nucleotides long. RefSeq names its product trypsin-4. Gene Ontology annotation, molecular function: serine-type endopeptidase activity. Gene Ontology annotation, biological process: proteolysis. The transcript has 2 exons. The coding region runs from base 22 to 801 and encodes 259 amino acids. The record is from RefSeq and is a predicted model, not a curated record. NCBI's taxonomy places the organism in Eukaryota, Metazoa, Arthropoda, Insecta, Diptera, Drosophilidae.
UUUUCGAGAGUCAGCAGCGCCAUGCAGAAGCUUCUUUCAUUUCUCGUCGUCGGGAUUAUUUUAGCCCUUUUCAACGUUGAUGCGGCGACGACGCCCCAGAGGCUGCCGGAUAGCCGCAUUGUCAAUGGGCGUGAGGCCGGGGAGGGGGAGUUCCCUUAUCAGCUCUCGCUGCGGCGCCACACCAUCCACAUCUGCGGUGCCUCCAUCCUCGCCAGCAACUGGGCCAUAACGGCGGCCCACUGCAUUGACAACCACGAGAAGAGUCCCCGCGAGUUCACCCUGCGCCAGGGCACUGUCCUGCGCACAACAGGCGGCUCCGUCCAGCCCGUGCAGACCAUCUACAAGCAUCCCUCGUACGAUCGGACGGACAUGAACUUCGAUGUGGCUCUGCUGCGGACAGCCGUCGGAGCCCUCUCCACGACCCCUAUCCGCCUGCCAGCUGUCGGCGAGGCUAUCCCGGAGGGCAUGUCCGCUGUCGUCUCCGGCUGGGGACACAUGGAUAUCAUCAAUCCCGUCCUGGCGCCGGUCCUCAUGAGCACCACUGUGCAGACGGUUAAUCAGGAAAAGUGCCACGAAGCCUUAAAAAAUCACGGCGGCGUCACCGAAGCAAUGUUCUGUGCGGCCGCCAAGAACACGGAUGCCUGUCAAGGCGACAGCGGAGGUCCCAUCAGUGCCCAGGGCACCCUGAUUGGCAUCGUUUCCUGGGGGGUCAGCUGUGCGGAUCCCUAUUAUCCCGGUGUGUACACUCGUUUGGGCCACCCCACUGUACGCCGUUGGAUACGUCUGCUCACCAAAUUGUAAAUCUCCAUAAAUAAAGUAUAUACAUGCGCGAA